AACAACGAGAGAUCGUCGCAGUGCAACGAUGCGAGCGUAUGAACACCGACUCUAGAUUUCUGGCUUGUCAUUGUGCGAAGCGAUACAGCAGAUGUCAGAUGGACCGAGAUGAAGGGAGGCGAGAGGGGAAAGAAGAGAAAUCUUCUCUUUCUUCAAAUUGCAAGUUGCUUCACGCCUAGCAAGAGACUUUGAAGCCAAGAGCACUAAGAGCACAAGCGGGCAGCAGAAUCUUUCACAGAGGCAGAUGAAGUUCGGAAGGUUUUUUUUUGCCCUACUUCGAUUGCUUCUUGGCUCAGCCAACUAACUCAUGGCACUCUGCUCUGACUUUCUGCCCAAAAAAUGCAAGAAGCUGACAGCGCUGUUGGUAACCGGGUGUUUUCUGUAUUUAAUAAUCAUAAACUCGAAUUUCCGCAACACAGACCCUCUGAUCAUAUUGGUGUGGCACUGGCCUUUCCGCGCCACUGUCAAUCUGAGCACCAACGUGUGCCUGGAUUUGUACGGGAUCGGCAACUGCAUCCUGACGCAGAACAAGUCUCUGUUUGAGCGGGCGGACGUGCUUGUCGUUCACCACUGGGAUGUCCGAGGCAGGAAUUCCGAUUUACCUCAAAAGGCGAGACCUCCCCACCAGAAGUGGCUGUGGGUCAAUUUGGAAUCACCGUCAAACACACAAAACGUCCAUCGGCUCAAUGGGCUCUUCAACUGGACCAUGACCUACAAGACCGAUUCUGACAUCUUCCUACCUUACGGAGAACUUGUGAGAAACAGCAAAACGGCCCAAUUUUCCAUCCCGAAGAAAUCUAAACCAGUGACGUGGGUGGUCAGUAACUACCACAGGAAUAACUGGCGGGCGGAAUACCAUGCCAGCCUGUCCAAGUACAUUGAGAUAGACGUAUACGGAAGGGCAAAUAAUAAGCCGAUUUCUAAGGAGAUGCUGCUUCCGACAAUCUCUCAAUACGCGUUUUACGAGGCUUUCGAAAAUUCAGUGCAUAAAGACUACAUCACUGAGAAGCUGUGGCGAAAUGCUUACUUAGCUGGUUCUGUGCCUGUCGUAUUGGGGCCACCUAGAGACAAUUACGAAAAGUUUGUGCCUUCGGACUCCUUCAUUCAUGUGAAUGACUUUGUUUCGGAAAAGGAACUGGCCAACUUUCUGACCAGUUUGUGGAAAAACCAAAGCCACUACGCGCAGUACUUCAACUGGAGAAGAAAAUACUCCAUCAAGAUGACCACAGACUGGAAAGAGAGAUUUUGUAAGAUUUGCACUAAGUUUCACAGCCUUCCUCAGUCACAGAUUUAUUACGAUUUAAAUGGCUGGUUUGAAGCAGAGUGACAUGACUUUGUCCGCCUUAUCACCGUUUGCU
This is a messenger RNA of Callorhinchus milii (elephant shark), 1358 nucleotides long. It is a transcript of the gene fut7, whose product is annotated as fucosyltransferase 7. The coding region runs from base 308 to 1327 and encodes 339 amino acids. The record is from RefSeq and is a predicted model, not a curated record. Gene Ontology annotation, cellular component: membrane. The transcript has 3 exons. Gene Ontology annotation, molecular function: alpha-(1->3)-fucosyltransferase activity. NCBI's taxonomy places the organism in Eukaryota, Metazoa, Chordata, Chondrichthyes, Chimaeriformes, Callorhinchidae.